AUGAACACCUUUUCUUCUAUACGCUGUAGAAGCAGCCUAAGAGCUGCAGCUCAGCCUGUGCGCUAUGCCUCAACCUCCACCCCGUCACCUAAAUCCAACUCCCGCCGCUGGCUAAGCAUCGCCUUCGUCGGCGCAACAGCAGCCGGCGCAGGCGCCUACAUCCGAUCCCAAAACACCUCCUCCGCAACCCUGAACCCAGACACAUUCACCAAAUACAGCCUCGUAUCCCGCGAACCCGUAUCAGCAACCAGCAGCCUAUUCACACUGCGACCCCGCCAGCCCAGCGACAGCAACUACGAUGUCUACGAGGAAGCAUGGCAGACCGGCGUCUGGAGUGUAAUGUUCAAGCAGCCACAACUCCAGAUCGGACGAGACUACACCCCCUUGCCGACAACGGCGGCAACAACCCUAAGCGUCGACGACGAGAACGAAGGCUGCUUGCGAUUCUUCAUUCGAAAGGACCCUUUCGGGGAAGUCUCGCGCUACCUGCAUACCAUCGCCGUAGGCGCUGAAGUCGAGAUGCGCGGACCCAAGAUCGAGUGCACGAUACCGAAAGACACGAAGGAUAUUCUCUUUAUUGCCGGUGGGACUGGUAUUGCGCCUGCUCUGCAGGCUGGGUAUUCUCUUCUGUCCCGCACGAGCGCGGAUCAUCGGCCGAAGAUCCAUAUCCUGUGGGCGAACCGAUUGAAGGAUGACUGCGCGGGUGGUCACAGUGACUCGUUGAAGCCGCAACCACGUCGGGGCUGGUUCUCUGGGUGGUUUGGCUCGUCUCCGAGUCGGGAUACUGUCUGGGAUGCGCCGGCCGUGGAGCAAGAACCCUCUUCUGUCAUUGUGCGCGAGCUGGAGGCGCUAAAGUCUCAGUAUCCGGGACAAGUCACUGUGGAUUACUACGUGGACGAGGAGAACACGUUCAUUACCAAGGAGGCUAUUCGAAAGGCUAUUGAGCCAGCCUCAGAAGAAGCCAACAAGUUGAUUCUGGUUUCCGGUCCGGAGGGAUUCAUCAGUUACAUGGCCGGGCCUAAACUGUGGGCACAAGGACAGGAGCUCCAAGGCCCUUUGAAUGGAGUUAUCAAGCAACUCGAUCUCAAGGGAUGGGGUGUAUGGAAGCUAUGA
Messenger RNA from Penicillium bovifimosum, 1113 nucleotides. RefSeq names its product cytochrome b5 reductase family protein. Lineage: Eukaryota; Fungi; Ascomycota; Eurotiomycetes; Eurotiales; Aspergillaceae. The transcript has a single exon. Gene Ontology annotation, molecular function: oxidoreductase activity. Bases 1 to 1113 code for a protein of 370 amino acids. The record is from RefSeq and is a predicted model, not a curated record.